This is a messenger RNA of Miscanthus lutarioriparius, 1167 nucleotides long. NCBI's taxonomy places the organism in Eukaryota, Viridiplantae, Streptophyta, Magnoliopsida, Poales, Poaceae. The record is from the annotation of a GenBank genome assembly.
AUGGAGCUGUUCGAGCGCGCGAGGACUGUGCGGCUGCGGAGCCACCACGACAAGUACCUGUACGCGGACGAGGACGAGGCGCACGUGAUCCAGGACCGGAACGCGGCGUCCCCGAACGCGCGGUGGGUGGUGGAGCCCGUGCCGCACGCCCCCGGUGUGCUCCGCCUCCGCGGCCGCUACGGCCGCUACCUCUCCGCCUCCAACGAGCCCUUCCUCCUGGGCUUCACGGGCCGGAAGGUGCUGCAGACGCUGCCGCACCGCCUCGACUCCUCCGUCGAGUGGGUGCCCGUGCGCGACGACGCCGGCGCCAACGCGCACGCCCGCGCCGCGCGCCUCCGGACCCGGUACGGCAACUUCCUCCGCGCCAACGCGGGGCUCCCGCCGUGGCGGAACUCCGUCACCCACGACGCCCCGCACCGGCACAGCGGGUGGGUGGUCUGGGAUGUCGAGAUCGUCCAGGCGCUCCCGCCGCCGACGGGACCGGACUCCUCGUCGUCGUCCGCCGCCGCAGAGACCGACGCCGACCCCUUCGCCUCGUCCCUGACUCCGUCGUCGUACAGAAACAACCCGCCCUCCCGCCCGCAGUCUCCGGCUCCCUUGCCAACGUCGGCGCUGAGGCCUGCCGCCCCGCCGGCGCACCACCGUGAAGAUAACUUGGCUCCGUUCAGAGCGCAGCCCCGCCGCCGCCGCCGGGCUACAUCGCGCCACCGGCUCCUGGUCUGUACAGGCUCGAGGUCCGUCCUCCAAUCACCUGACCAACCAAAGGCAUGCAGAUUGCUUGCACGAGAUUUCCAUGGUGACUUACCAUUUCGCCGGGAUCGAUCGGUUGCGUGUGCCCGCGUGCAGUCGACGGACUCCUUCACGGUGCCGCUGCACAAGGUGGAGGGGCGAGCGGUGCACUACCACAUCGGGGACAGCAAUGGGGAGGUGAGGCCGGACGAGGAGCCGCACUACUUGACGUUCAACGGGACGAGCCUGGAGGAACUGCUGGAGAGGCUCAAGGAGGAGACGGGGCUCGAUGACGUCAUCAUGUGCUCGCGCAGCCCCAUCAACAGGAAGCUCCUGCCGCUCCGCCUGCAGCUGCCGCCCAACAACGCGGCCGUGCAUAUCGUGCUUGUGCAGGAGUCGUCGAAAGGUGCGCUUUCUUCGUCAACAAUAUUAUGUUAA